Molecule: messenger RNA, 556 nt
Organism: Laetiporus sulphureus 93-53
Lineage: Eukaryota; Fungi; Basidiomycota; Agaricomycetes; Polyporales; Laetiporaceae
Exons: 3
Coding region: 91-375 (94 amino acids)
Source: RefSeq, a predicted model, not a curated record
UUGUCGCCGAGGCAGCUGAUUAGUCGCGGGCCUUCUCAUAUAUAUCCAUAUCGCUGCUUGAAACUUGUUUCCUUGUGCGAGCAUGAUGUGAUGAUACGCCAGAGCUCAGCACGCAUUGUGUUACAAACGCUUUUCUCCUACUGGCGUCGUCAUGCUCUAUUUUUGUUCUGUGCAACGUGGGCGGACCAUAGCGCGAUGAUCUAUUUUUUGCUUGGUAUUGAUUGCCGUCGAAAGAUGUUAGAUGUUACUCGGAGUACGAGAGCCUUACUUUCGAUGCGAAGACUGAGCGAACUUGACGCUCGUCUUGCUUGCAAAGUGAGCUGCGUGGUAGGGCCGGUGGUGGCUCUGAGUUAUUAUCCGCCUGUGGUUGCGUGAGAGUGGGCAAGCGGUGGUUGUGGGGUGUGCGCAGCAGGCUACCCUUACUUUUGAAAUCCCACAUGAUGUUGCGUUGGUGCGACGUCCUAUAUAUUCGCGAUGAUGUACGGCAUGCCACUACCGUUUCUUUUUGCCAUUUCGCCAGCACAGAGUCGCUGCUCGACGCCGACAGCUGCGCUUU